CAUCCUCUGGCCCAAGGUGCUCUUCACCAUGGUGGUGGGAUUCUUUGUCCCCGGUGCAUUGCCAUUUACAGGUAGAYGACAUGGCAGUCAAUGGAACAGUCAAYGGGGCAACAAUUGAUGGGGCAGUCAACGCAGGAGCAGYUGGUGGAGAACUAUUGKUAAUGGUACUAAGGGGAAGGAGGACCAUGGUAAGGUGCUGGUUGUUGUUGUUGUCACUUAUUUAACAUGUUAACAGCAGUUCUGAGAACUUCCCUCCRCAUCUUUUGAUUCUGUYGGUACAUCUUACRGUUCUCUUUGUCCCUUCUUUCCUCUCUUUUCUCCUGRCUCUUAAUAUAUUCAUURAAUGUUUCAGCAUCCGGGACACUGGAUUUCCUCUGUUGCUGAUAAGAUCUCUUCCUUGCUGAGGUUGAUUCAACAAGUGAAGGGGUCAAAUUGCUGGGGGAAGCUACGGCAGCAAACUCCUCCUGCUCCUGUUGUUCUUCACYGGAAGAYGYGUCUCMGGCAAGAAUAAUCRAAGCCCUGCUGGAAGCCCUGACAGCAGCUCCAUCAMGAACAAGCUCUAAACCUGCCACAGCCUCACUCUUGAUGAAGCCUUGCUUCAUAUCAAAGUCCUCCUCUCCAGUACCAAGAUUUGCCUUUUCACCAAUCAAGAUAUGGGCCCUCUGUGCCAUCUUCACAUACUCUGGCAUGUUUGGAUUUCCAGUUCUUGAGCUCUUGAUCCUCUUAACAGCUGCAUACCUAGUCUUGAUGGACAUCUUGGAUCUACCUAUAGGCCAUCUCUCUGCAUGCUUGUUUGCUGUAACAGAGUCCCAUUCCUCAGCAUCUGUAGGGAGGAUGUCCAGUAUCACACUCAUAAGACUGGUGAGCUCCUCUCGUGAGUAGUUGACAGUACUGGUCCUACAGCCCCCGAUAUUGCCACCAGUUGCCUCCAUCUCAACAAAGAUAGUCUGGGGGAUGUCAGUUGGGUGACAAUGAGUUCUCUCUUUGGUGAGGAUGCUGGCCGUGUCCUCCUCCUCCUCCAAGUGUUGUUGUUCUCUUUGCUGCAACAAACAAAGGAAAUACUAGAAUGUACUGACUAGUACUAAUAGCACUGAUUGAGACAUACUAGUUUAUGUCCCUGGGCGCCAUUCUUAGUAAUAGAGGCGCCCCGGAUGUUAUUGAUAGCUGUUUAGCCCUGACACAUGCUCCACUGUUGUUGUUUAGAAAAAAGUCUUAAUUUUGGGUUGGUCCUGUCUUAAAUUUGCGGGCCUUUCUGUUGAAUUCUCACACUUACUACAACGGACUUGAAAUUUUGAAUUGUGGGUUCCAUMAUAGAUUUAGCACAUUUAGGAUGGGUCCAACAGACCCAUCAAAAAAGUGCUAAAUCUAUUACAACAUCAUGUGAUAAAAUUUCAGUCUGUCUGUCUAUCAAAUUUAGCAUUUCUAUAAUAUUGGGACUCACCCAAUAAGAUUAACCUGAACUCCAAAUUGACGCCAAAACUGCUCUAAAUUGACACCGUGAAUAGCUAUGCAUGGGUACGGUACAGACAAAAAAGAAACUAGAAGUACAUACUACGUAGAGUUCGUACUUCGUACAGAAAUAAAAUGACAAGAAAGAAUACUUUACGUAGUACRCUACGGUAUUGUACGUACUGUAGUACAGUACAGACGAAGUACAACCUAAUACCGGUACGAGUACCCUACUUGUAUGCUCGAGUCCCGUACAUACUCGUCGUCCUCUAAAAAAAUACCAGCUGGCAUGGGCGGGAAAAAGUAGUGUUCUUCGUUUUCUCCAUCGAGCACGAGAGGUUCGGGAUUGCAAAAUUCCUCUUAAGUACUGCUUGUUACGAUGGUGGCSGCGUACGAGGUCCAACUCGAAAACCAAUUCAAGUUUGUACCGAAGAUGGUACCCGCACUGUUCAUUUUGUGCUCUACCCUACGGUACCGUACUCGUACGGUACUACCGUAUGUAGUCUUUUUCGAGAGGAUUUUUUCAUCCGACACGAUUAGCCUAUUUCACUGUAUGAGGAUAGUUGUGUUUGUAGAAAGGAAAAUUCGUUGAGACAACUUAUCAGAUCCUCCUCGUGCGCUACUACGUACCGUACUGUUUCGACUUCCAAUAUCGUACGGUGCCUUCAAGGUACUUCUAGGAAAUACCGGUACUAGCUAGUAGUACUUCUACCGAAUAGUGGUACUUCUCAUCCGAAGAAAAGUUUUUCAACUGCGAACUAAACAGAUCAAACCAAACCAAACCAAACCAAACCAAACCAAAAACAGCAUUGCAAAGCAGCAUUGUACACACCAAGAUGGCGUCCUACCUGAGGCCAAAGUCUCGGUUGCGACAUUUGUUCGGUCUCAACAAACGAACAAGUGGCAACGAGAUCUACGAGAACGCAGUAAAAGAGCCUGGUUCCCACGGUGCCAAGUCCARUACCAAUGCRCCAUCCGAUGACCAAACAGAUGACACCCCCGAAACCACCGAGAUCCUUUCUACGUUCAGCACAACAAGCAGCCUUGUCUCUUCGAAUCCCGAGGAGGAGGAAAACGACCCGUUUGCGCUCGCGCUCGAAGAGGAUGCGUACGCGGACGUUCGUGAUCGAUUGGAAGAACUCUCGCGGCGGGACAGAUACCGAUAUGCAAACGCUUCGUCCUGUGAGGAUUCGCCCAACCAGCAGGCCGACGGUGGUACCAAAGCGAAAACGCUCCCCGACGAGCGACAGCCCAAGAUCCAUGCCAUCGAACUGCCGCUCUUUGCGGCGUAUACCACGUACUUUGGCUACGCUGUUCUUAUAUUUUGYGGGCACGUUCGCGAUUUGUUUGCAAAGAUCCUGGGCCAGGGACGAUAUCUGCGCCAUACAGAUGCGAGUCCCUACCCCAGCGACGACCUCCGGUGGUACGCCCCCCUCCUCGCUUCCUGGGAAAACUUUUACACGCGCAGGCUCUACCACCGCAUUCAGGAUUGUUUCAAUCGCCCGAUUGCUUCCAGCCCGGGUGCCAACAUACAUGUACUGGAACGCGUGAGUUCCGACGGAAACAAAACCAUGUCGGUGCUCGGGACUCUGCAAGAGCUAGACAYGGACCGCCAGCGCAGAGAGUACACGGACCCGAAUUUUGGCAACCGUUCGCGGUCGCACUUUGUCGAAGCCACGGCCAUCGAUCCCAACGGAUCCGACCACAACCAGACCGGACGGGCAGCCCGGGCCUGCCUGAACCUCGGCAGCUACAACUACCUWGGAUUUGCAGACGAUUGGAAAGAAACCUGCCGCGAUGAUGUAUUAGCGUCGCUGAAGGACUUGCCGAUCUCGAACAGUUCCUGUCGCAACGAGUUUGGGACCACAAAACUGCACCGCGAGGUCGAAGACACCGUAGCACGCUUUCUGAACAAGGAAGACGCACUGGCCCUCAACAUGGGGUUCAACACCAACUGCACGACUAUUCCGGCGCUGACGAGCCGCGGUGAUCUGCUGAUCAGCGACGAGCUUAACCACACCUCGAUUGUCAAUGGGGCCAGGGCAAGCGGUGCCGCUAUUCGCAUAUUCCGGCACAACGACACCCAGCACCUGGAGGAGAUCUUGCGCCAGGCUAUCAUCAUGGGAAGGCCCCGCACCCGGCGGCCCUGGAACAAGAUCAUGGUAAUCGUCGAAGGAAUCUACAGCAUGGAGGGAGAAUACUGCGACCUGGCGAACGUCGUGACCGUAUGCAAGAAGUACGGCGCCUACGUGUAUCUCGACGAGGCUCACUCUAUUGGCGCCAUGGGUCCGACGGGGCGGGGUUGCGCCGAAUACUGUGGCGUCGACACGGCCGACAUCGACAUCAUGAUGGGAACCUUUACAAAGUCCUUCGGUGCAAUGGGAGGAUACAUUGCUGGAUCCAAGGACGUGAUUUCGUUUUUGAGGCGUCGGUGCGCAGGAAGCACCUUCCACAAUUCGCUUUCCCCCGCGGUCUGCCAGCAAGUAAUCACCAGCUUCAGGGUAAGAAGAAUCAUACACAGUUGCUGUUACCCUCGCUGCUCGUCUCRUCGUUUUCGUGCACUUUUUUGCGGGAAUKUUUUUCAAUCUUUUCCUCACCYCACCUCAUCCCUUCCGUCCUUUGUUCGCUUACKCGACGUCAUUGCUGUCUCGCUGAYGAACCAACCAGGUGGUGAUGGGAGAGGACGGGACCAGCACCGGAAGGAAAAAGAUACAAGCGCUCCGGGACAACUCCAACUACUUUCGAAUGCGGCUACAGACCAUGGGCCUCCACGUCCUGGGACACUACGAUAGUCCGAUUAUGCCGGUCAUGCUCUACAAUCCUACCAAAAUCGCCGCGUUUUCGCGCGAGUGCUUCAAGAGGGGAUUGGCCGUCGUGGUCGUGGGCUUCCCCGCGGUCCCGAUCCUAGAGAGYAGGGCACGGUUCUGCAUCUCGGCCGGGCACACACGGGAGCAACUUGAUCGCGCCCUGGAAGAAAUAGAAGAAGUGGCCGACAUUUUAAAGCUACGGUACGCAAGGUCGACGUUCGGCUAGCUGUGUCUGUGACAAUAAGGUCAGAGGGAAUAAUAAUUCAUACGUCAUAUU
Molecule: messenger RNA, 4533 nt
Organism: Pseudo-nitzschia multistriata
Lineage: Eukaryota; Bacillariophyta; Bacillariophyceae; Bacillariales; Bacillariaceae
Source: the annotation of a GenBank genome assembly